AUGUUUGCUUCAUUUGAGACUGUAGUUGCGGUUGCAAUGCUUGUUCGGCAAUUCGACUUUCAAAUGGCACUUGGAGCACCUCCUGUUAAGAUGACGACGGGAGCAACAAUUCACACAACAGAAGGAUUGAAUAUGACAGUUACACGAAGGAUAAAACCCCCAAUAGUACCCAUAUUGGAGAUGCCUACAUUGCAAAUGGAUUCAUCUGUAAGUAUACAAGAAGUAGAUCCAGUGCUUGGUCAAAAAGAUGAAGUUUCUCCUGCUCGUUCCUGA
Molecule: messenger RNA, 273 nt
Organism: Ilex paraguariensis (yerba mate)
Lineage: Eukaryota; Viridiplantae; Streptophyta; Magnoliopsida; Aquifoliales; Aquifoliaceae
Source: the annotation of a GenBank genome assembly